Molecule: messenger RNA, 489 nt
Organism: Endocarpon pusillum Z07020
Lineage: Eukaryota; Fungi; Ascomycota; Eurotiomycetes; Verrucariales; Verrucariaceae
Exons: 3
Coding region: 1-489 (162 amino acids)
Cellular component (GO): mitochondrion
Source: RefSeq, a predicted model, not a curated record
AUGUUCUCCAGAAGGUUGCUGGCUGGUGCUGCUGGCAUACCCAAAACCUUGGCACCACUACGAUGUACCCCUCCUGCCAUCCACUUCUCAUCCAUCCGAGCUCUUCGAGCUGAGGCAGAAAGCCCCGAUCCGGAAAUGAAUGGUGGCUACGUCAAUCCUACCAACCAUCCGUACCCUCUAAAGCGUCAAUUCCGAGAUCCAUAUCACCCAUGGUGGGACAAACAAGAGCGGAGAGAUUUUGGUGAGCCAGUGCAUGAAGACAAUGAUAUCUUGGGCAUUUUUUCGCUGGAAGAAUACACGCACAUGAGCCCCGCUCGAGCAUUGUUUCUGUGGGGUUGCUUUAUAUCUGCCGUACUUGGUUUGAGCUAUGCUGUGAAGCAGACUUAUCCAGACAGACCGAGUGCUCCCAAAGAGUAUCCCGAUGGGUUGGAAGCCGAGCUCGGUGGACGACACGCUCUGAGAGCAUGGAAGGACAGUGACAGACUUUGA